Messenger RNA from Carica papaya (papaya), 1228 nucleotides. RefSeq names its product carboxyesterase 20 (gene CXE20). The record is from RefSeq and is a predicted model, not a curated record. Gene Ontology annotation, molecular function: hydrolase activity. NCBI's taxonomy places the organism in Eukaryota, Viridiplantae, Streptophyta, Magnoliopsida, Brassicales, Caricaceae.
AACGUCUCGUUGGCCGGUUGAACUUGCCAGUCAAGCAUCCUUUCAUGAGUGUUAUCUUCUUUAAAAUAAAAGCCUAAUUUUCGUUGUGGCAUUUUGAAAAUUGCCCAAUUUUAAUUUCUUCUACCUUUAAAAACAAGCUCAGGCUCCUUGCAGAAACCAGUGCUUCAUCAAGAUGUCAGAUCAAACUCAUCCAUCCCCUCCCAUCGUUGACCCAUACCAGUACCUCCAGAUCAUCCCAAACCCAGAUGGUACCAUCACCCGCAACUUCAACUCCUUCCCAAAGAUCCCUUCCGCACCGGAUUUUACCCACACCGCCCCUGUUCUAACCAAGGAUAUUCCCAUCAGCCCUUCAAACAACACCUGGUUCCGUCUUUACCUCCCCACCACCGCCCUGACUUCCUUCUCCUCCGACAACAAACUCCCUCUUAUUGUCUACUUCCACGGCGGAGGUUUUGUCCUCUGCAGCGCAGAGCAUUCCAUCUUCGAUGAUUUCUGUGCCAACCUGGCCACUGAUCUCCAUUUAAUCGUUGCAUCCGUCGAGUACCGUCUGGCGCCGGAACACCGCCUCCCGGCAGCCUACGAUGACGCCAUGGAAUCUCUGCACUGUAUCAAAACAAUCGAAGAUGAUUGGUUAAAGAGGUAUGCGGAUUUUUCCAAGUGUUUCAUUAUGGGUAUUAGUGCAGGUGGUAACAUAGCGUACCAAGUAGGACUACGAGCUGCCGACGCGGUCGAUGAUGUCAGUCCUAUAAAAAUCAGAGGGCUGAUAUUGCAGCAACCAUUCUUCGGUGGGGUGGAGAGAACAGGAUCAGAGCUUAGAUUGAUGAACGACCCGAGGUUGCCGCCGAUCGUUUGCGAUUUGAUGUGGGAUCUGUCGUUGCCCGUUGGCGUUGACCGUGAUCAUGAGUAUAGCAAUCCAAGAGCAUCAACGGGGUUAGAGAAUGUGAAGAAGCUGGGGUGGAGGGUGCUGGUGACGGGAUGCGAUGGGGACCCUCUUAUCGACAGACAGAUUGAGUUGGUGAAGAUAAUGAAGGAAAGAGGUGUUGAAGCAGUUGGCCAUUUUAGCGUGGGAGAUUAUCAUGGAGUGGAGGUGAUGGAACCCAGCAAAGCUAAGAAAUCGCAUGCGGUAAUAAAAGAUUUCUUGUCUUCAGCUUCCAUUUAAUUCGGAUUGAAAAGUACGCAUUUGGUUAAGGAAUAAGUGAACAUUUGGUUCCGGUUUCAAUUUUAAAUU